UUACUUUCUCGUGAAUGUUACUAACUAGUAAAAUACAGUUAAUGUUUUGAGUGUUUGACGAUUAAAAAUUUUUACGUUCAUACACACUUUUUUGAAAAUGAUCCUGGAAACAAAGUAUUCCGUCAGUAAGCAUUAGAUUGCGGGACCACGAGGGGCCAGUCGCCCGGGCGACACCAAUUAGAAAAUUGUUUAGUAGGAAUUAUAUCAAUUUUAAUGACUCUUAUUUCAAAAAUUAACUAUAGGCUAAUUAAAGUCUAAUGAAGCAGAUGUGGCCAAAGCUUUGGAUGCAGCUCUAGAAGCAGGCUACAGGCACAUUGAUACAGCAUAUCUGUACCAAAAUGAAGCUGCCAUAGGCAGAACCCUUAGGAAGUGGUUUGACUCUGGAAAAUUGAAACGUGAAGAUCUCUUCAUAGUAACAAAAUUACCAUUGAUAGGCAAUAAGGCAGAAUGUGUUGAAAAAUAUUUGAAGCGAUCUCUGACAUCAUUACAACUCAGAUAUGUAGAUUUAUAUUUGAUUCAUCAUCCAGUAGGACUUUUAGAAAAAGGAGAAGAGCUGUGGCCUACCAGUGAAGAUGGAAACCUCAUGGUGGACAACAAUACAGAUCAUCUGAAUCUUUGGAAGGCAAUGGAAGCUCAAGUUGAUGCUGGUCGAGCUCGUAGCAUAGGUUUAUCCAAUUUCAGUUCCCGCCAAGUAAAACGUAUUGUACAAAAUUGUCGAAUUCAACCAGCAAACUUGCAAAUAGAACUGCAUGUAUAUUUUCAACAACGAGAACUCGCAGCAUUUUGUAGAGCACUUGACAUUUCAGUUUGUGCCUAUGCUCCUUUAGGCUCUCCUGGACUUGUAGAAUUUUUAAAAAACAGAGGGACAGAUACUUCUAGUGUGCCUAGCUUAUCUCCAAUGUCUGACCCUGUAGUUAAAAAAAUUGCCCAAAAGCAUAAAAGAACCCCUGCACAAGUCCUAUUGAGACAUAUCAUUGAAAGGGGAAUUGUUGUCAUUCCUAAGAGCAUCAAUCCAAAUCGAAUGAAAGAGAAUAUUAACAUUUUUGACUUUGAACUUACGGAAGAAGAUGAACAGGAGCUCUAUGCUUUAGAUAAGGGUAGUGCUGCACGAAUGUUCAGUGACAGAGCAGCUAACAGAUUCCUGGGACAUCCUGAAAAUCCAUUUGCUGAUAGGUACUGAAGAAAAUACUGAACUAUAGGAGCAAUUAGAGGAAAAAAUACAAUAACAAAACAAAAAAAAAUGUGAAACAAUUUUCAUGUACCACAAUUACAGAGCAAACAAAAUACAAAUUUGACACAAAUAUAACUAAGUUCAAUGAGUGAUAUUGUAGUUAUGUGAAAUGUAGAAAACAAAAAAUUAUCAUGUUAAUAUUACUGUCUCAAAUAAUUCAUAUAACUAUUAAAGGAAUUACUGAAAUAUUUUGAUUAUUUAGUAUUUAUUACAGCUAAUGAAUAAAGAAUUAAUGAAUGCUCAAAGUAAUUGAUACUCAAAAUAGCAAAACAUAAUUGUAAGUUUUUAAAAAAAAAAUUUUAUUGUUGUUAUGUUGAAACAUUUAGAUUCUAUAUUAAGUAUUGUAGUUACUAUGUGAUAUUUUUCUAUUAUAAGUGGAAUAAAAAUAAACUUUUUUCUUGUUCAAGAAGG
Molecule: messenger RNA, 1642 nt
Organism: Gryllus bimaculatus (two-spotted cricket)
Lineage: Eukaryota; Metazoa; Arthropoda; Insecta; Orthoptera; Gryllidae
Source: the annotation of a GenBank genome assembly